Molecule: messenger RNA, 3511 nt
Organism: Anastrepha ludens (Mexican fruit fly)
Lineage: Eukaryota; Metazoa; Arthropoda; Insecta; Diptera; Tephritidae
Gene: shep
Product: protein alan shepard
Exons: 8
Coding region: 121-1239 (372 amino acids)
Cellular component (GO): nucleus; ribonucleoprotein complex; cytosol
Molecular function (GO): poly(U) RNA binding; mRNA 3'-UTR binding; poly(A) binding
Source: RefSeq, a predicted model, not a curated record
GGUCAACGUGUACCAACUGCAGCAUCGCCAAGUAACACGAAUUCUAGCAGCUCAUCAAAUACUGGGUCGCAGAGCGGAACCCUAAGUACUAGUCUGAGUAAUACCAAUACAAACACAACAAUGGGUCCUAGUAACGGUACCCAACAGCAAGGCGAGCAAUUGUCCAAAACAAAUUUGUAUAUUAGAGGAUUGCAACAAGGCACAACCGAUAAGGAUUUAGUAACUAUGUGUGCACAAUAUGGAACAAUUAUAUCCACCAAGGCUAUUUUAGAUAAAACAACAAACAAAUGUAAAGGCUACGGCUUUGUCGAUUUCGAGUUGCCAGCAUACGCCGAGGGUGCCGUCAAGGGUCUGCAAGCAAAGGGCGUUCAAGCUCAGAUGGCCAAAGUGGGUAUCUGGGUGCUUCAUAGGCCGGCCAUUCAACAAGAACAGGAUCCCACAAAUUUGUACAUUGCAAAUUUGCCACCACAUUUCAAAGAGACGGACUUGGAAAAUAUGCUCUCGAAGUAUGGUCAAGUUGUGUCAACUCGCAUAUUGCGCGAUCAGCAAAUGAACUCAAAAGGAGUUGGCUUUGCACGUAUGGAGAGUCGCGAAAAGUGUGAACAAAUUAUUCAAAUAUUCAAUGGUAAUACAAUACAGGGUGCCAAAGAUCCACUUUUGGUUAAGUUUGCUGAUGGUGGUCCAAAAAAGAAGAAUCUCUACAAGAAUCCUGAUCCAAAUGCGCGAACGUGGCGUGAUCCCACCGAAGGGAUACCGGUCACCUAUGAUCCGACAAUGCAACAAAAUGGUGUUAGUGUUAAUGUUGGCACACCAAUCGGUGUGCCGUAUUCACGUUUUGGUGCACCACCAGUUAGUAGUUAUCCCAUGACAGCUGGGUCACAAUGGAUACCAGGCUAUAUGAUGACGCAACCAAUACCUCAAGUUGAGGAUCAGUACAUGCAAAUGGCUGCUGCCCCACAGUUGGGAGUUGCCUCUUACAAACCGGACGCUGUCAAUCAGGUGCAACCACGUGGUAUCUCGAUGAUGGUCAGUGGUGAUCCGUCUGUGCCAUAUGGACCAAUGGUUCCACAACUAGCAACACUACAAAUUGGCAAUUCCUAUAUUAGUCCAACUUAUCCAUAUUAUGCACAACCAACAAUUAUUCCAACAAUGCCAAUGACAGAUUCCGAACAGGCUAGCACAGCUGCAUCACCCGAUGAGGCAUAUACACAGUAUCCACAUCCAGCCGCUCCCAAAUAGGUCAUCGCGAGAUGUAAUAUUAUGAUGCCGCGAUUGACGCUCUAAUGGGAGCUGGAAAUGGAAUCGGAUAAAUGCGAUAAACAACAACAUAUGCAGUAAUAGUAUAUGCAAUAAUAAUAAAACAAAAACAACAAGAUUGAAUACGGCGAGGAGAGACGAAACGAUAGCAACACACAACAACAAUACAACAUUACACCAAUCUUUAAACAAAAGCAACAACAGGAACAGCAACAGCGACAAGGAAAUGGGCAACAACCAACAACCAACAACAAUAAAUGUAAACAAAUUAAGAAAACAAAUACAACAGUUGCUACUAUGAAAAUAUUAAAACUGGGAACAGAUUCCAAUAUUUAUUGCAGUUUACUGUAAUGAUCCAAAUGAAAGAAAAAGAAACCAAAACUAGAGAAGCAUAUGAAGAGAAUUAAAAAAAAAUAAUACUUUAUAUUUGUAUGCGAAAAUUAUGAUUCUGAAUGAGAGUAGUGAAACAUUUUAAAGAUAAAUCAUUAAAAUGAAGAGAAAUGUAAAGACUAAGCUAAACAUACACAUACACACAUACUUAAAGAUAAAACAAAAUCAAGAAGCAACGCGCAGAAAGCUAAGAGAGGAGCAAAGUAAAGUAAAAUGAAAUUUGUAUGCAAUGAGCAUAACUUGAAAUAAGAAGCGCCAAAUGAAGGCAAAGAAAAGAAGUUGCAUAGUAAAAGAUAAAAGAGAAAGCGUAUGAAAAAAAUUUGCAGAGUAUUAAACAACAGAAAAAUGGCUGCCCAGCAAUGAUCGAAUAGGCGCGUGUGCAAAUAAAUAAAGGGGUUAAAGUCGAAAAGCGUAUUUUAUGGGAGAGGGGGGCGUAAAUGAUUGUAUUUUUGAGUAUUUAAUUACAUAUGUAAUAAAAACGAAACUAAAUUAAAUGCUGGCCAGCCAACGGCAAUCAGAAGCGCCAAAGCAUGUAUGUAAUCAAUAACUGAAUACCCGCAAAGAUGCAAGGAAUUUUGAAUGUAUUUAAUAGAGUACAUUAAAGUAUUUACAUACAUUUUGAAUGAGAUGAGUAGGAAGAAGAGGUGUGGGCAGAAGAAUAGAAUGGAUUAAACCAAUUUAUUUAUUUAAUAAUAAAAGUAGAAAUCUUGGAUAAGAAGUAGCAGACGAUGAAGAAAAUGAAAGAGAAUUGUUGCAGAAAGGAAUGAUGAAUGAAGAAUGGAGAAUGAAGAAUAUAGGCAAACUUUACUGGAAAUUUUACACACAAUUGUUGAAUUUCUUUGAAUUUUUCAUUUUAUAAAUGACAUUUAACCGUUAUAUUUUUAUUUGUUACUUUUUGAAGAAAUUCAAACGCUAGUUUAUAACGAAACUAAACAUUGAAGAAGAGUAUUUAAGUGGCAAUGAAAUUGAUGAUAAAUGCCGAUUUGCAUGAAGAAAGGAAUAAUAAUAAUAAUAAUAGGACGAAGAAAACAUAAAAUAUAAAAGAAAAUCCACACUAAUACAUUGUACUUUCCGUCUCCAAUCGCAUACAUAAAUACGUACAUUUACUAUGUAUGAAAAUUUGUUAUAUAUGUACAUCCAUUUGUGUAAAAGGAUUUCUCAAGUUAAUGAAAACAUUUAUUAAAUGUUUAAGUUAAAAACAUUAUUAAAAACUGAUGAUAAUAAAGAAUUCUUGGUCUAAGGAAGACGAAGCACACAAACAAUUGGUUGCGUGUGCGGUGUUGAAAUGAUACAAUGCAAACUGGCGUAAAGCGUGAAACCAUUGCGGUUAAAAUUAUUAGGCGAACGGCUGUUGUGAGCGUUAAUUUUUAGGGAAGCAAAAACAAAAACUACGAAAACAUUAAUGUUAAUUCAAAUCAAGUAGAGGGGAAAUGAGGACUAAAUUGCAUUUAAAAAAACAAAAAAAAAUCAAGAAAAGAUAAACAGUUAUUUUUAAUUUGGAAAUGAGAGUUUGUUUUACGACCAAGCUAAGCUAGCAAACAAAGAAAGAGAGGAGAUCCAAACAAUAAUGAGAUGGCAGUAGGCAUGCAAGCAGUAGUUGAAUACUUGAGUGAAUAUAAGCAAAAGGGGGGCGUAAGGACAUGAUGAAGUUGGAGAAAAUGUUAACCGAAGAAAUGCUAAAGGACUCAAUUUUGUAGUGAAAAUUAGGCAAUUUUUGCUAAGAAAGAAAAACAUAAACAAGGAAAAACGAAAUUGUAGAAUUUUUUACAUACAAUGCAGAAAAACAGAAAGUAGGGCAUCGCCGAAAACAAAAAACCAAGAAAAAAAACAAAGAAAACUAAAAAGCUAUAAUUUGAAAGAAAAC